Molecule: messenger RNA, 1465 nt
Organism: Brassica napus (rape)
Lineage: Eukaryota; Viridiplantae; Streptophyta; Magnoliopsida; Brassicales; Brassicaceae
Product: bifunctional UDP-glucose 4-epimerase and UDP-xylose 4-epimerase 1
Biological process (GO): galactose metabolic process; rRNA processing
Cellular component (GO): cytosol
Molecular function (GO): RNA binding; UDP-glucose 4-epimerase activity
Source: RefSeq, a predicted model, not a curated record
CAUCAGUGCCGCUUUUGUAUAGAAACCAACAAAAACAUCCUUGUGCGUUCUUAUCAACUUGUAAAAGAAAACUACAAAACUCAUUAAAUAUGGGCCCAACUUUCUUGUGUCUUCUUCCUUCUGUCCCUUUCAUCCUCUCUGUUUGCUGCGAUAUCUCCCUUCUCUUAUCUAGAAAGGAUAGUUUAAAGUGCAGAAAGAAUUGAAAUCGGUAAGUGGGUUCUUUGAUAACUUCUUUUGUCGAAAUUGUGGAAAUGGAUUCUUCCAUGGAGCAGAACAUUCUUGUUACUGGUGGUGCUGGGUUCAUCGGGACACAUACUGUUGUUAAGCUUCUGAAAGAGGGUUUUAAGGUUUCCAUCAUUGAUAAUCUUGAUAACUCUGUUCUCGAAGCUGUUGAUAGGGUUAGGGAGCUCGUUGGUCCUAAUCUCUCCAAGAAGCUCGAGUUUAAUCUGGGUGAUCUAAGAAACAAAGAGGAUAUUGAGAAACUCUUUUCCAAGCAGAGAUUUGAUGCCGUGAUCCAUUUUGCGGCUCUUAAAGGUGUGGGUGAAAGCGUUGGCAUCCCUCGCCGCUACUAUGACAAUAAUUUGGUCGGAACAAUCAAUCUAUAUGAGACCAUGUCAAAGUACAACUGCAAAAUGAUGGUGUUUUCAUCAUCUGCGACCGUUUAUGGAGAACCUAAGAAAAUUCCAGCGUGCGUGGAAGACUUUCAAUUAAAAGCCUUGAAUCCUUAUGGUCGUACUAAGCUGUUUCUUGAAGAAAUAGCUAGAGAUAUCCACAGAGCGGAACCAGAGUGGAGAAUUGUUUUGCUGAGGUACUUCAACCCUGUGGGAGCACAUGAAAGUGGAAGAAUUGGUGAGGAUCCAAAGGGAAUCCCCAAUAACCUCAUGCCUUAUAUCCAACAAGUGGCUGUGGGACGUCAACCUGAGCUCAAUGUCUAUGGACAUGACUAUCCCACCAAGGAUGGUAGUGCGGUAAGAGACUACAUCCAUGUGAUGGAUUUGGCAGAUGGACAUAUCGCUGCGCUAAGGAAGCUAUUUACUGAUCCGAAGAUUGGCUGUACUGCUUACAAUCUGGGUACUGGAAGAGGAACCUCUGUGUUAGAAAUGGUUGCAGCCUUUGAAAAAGCUUCCGGCAAGAAAAUACCUAUGAAGGUCUGUCCGAGAAGGCCAGGAGAUUCAACGGUAGUUUAUGCUUCAACAGAGAAAGCUGAGAAAGAACUUGGGUGGAAGGCAAAAUACGGAGUGGAUGAGAUGUGCAGGGAUCAAUGGAAUUGGACAAACAACAAUCCAUGGGGUUACCAGAAGAAGCUUUGAAUGUACUCUCUCUGUUUUCUAUUUAGUUACCACUUCUUAUCACUCAAUAUAAAAGAAAAGUGUUAAUACACCAUAUAGUGUUUGCUUUAUCUUCCAUGUAUCGAACCAUAUAAACUUUUCCAUGUAAAUAUAGGAAAUAUGCUUCUUUUUUUUAA